CUUCAUUUCAUGUUGUAUGAAGAAGUGGAAGAUGAUUUGGACUGAGGAAGAUGCUUACUUCGACGUCGAUCGAGGACCACCACCAGGGCAACCACGAUCGCAACUCCUCCGACACCCAUCUGUUGAGCUAGUUACUCUGGCGCGAAGAUGUGGGUCAAAUGGUGAUGUGGUGGAGAGCAGUUCGUCAUUGUUGUCUGGGGGAAGAAGAAGAUCUUCUUGCCAUCGAAUCGGAAUACGAGGAACAAUACCACCUCCCAGAAGAAAGACCUCUAGGUCGGCAGCAGCAGGCUCUCCAGGCUCAUCAAGAUUGCCCCUAAUACUGCCAGCAAUCGCGGCUUCAUUGCAACCAAUAUUUCUGUUCCUACUUGUGGCCCAGCAUCUCGAUUUGUUUCCUUUUCCGUCAAGAUUGCUGGUAGAGGCGUCACCCGCUCCUAUCUUCAACUUUGAGGCUUUGCCGACUUAUUUCCAUGGCGAGGAAGAGGAUCCUAGUCAUCAUGGGGUCGGGCACGGACGAGCGCUCACAGAAAGCGACAACAGUACCUGUGCUCACCUUUAUGAAGAGCAUAGUGCAGGAUGGGGACAGAUGAGGAUAGGGUACUAGUAGGGACGAUUCAUCACCACGAGUACUUUCUAUGUCUGACAUUACUCUCCUAAUUCCUAUGAUUGAGUAGCCAGGUGGAUGCUAAGUAGCAAAUAUUAAACUUAUAAAGGUUCGAAUGAAUGUGCUUUUUCAACACUUUCAUCACAACUCUCAACCCUCAGGUACGAAUAUGUGACGAUAUCUGGUGGAACAGCUACAAAAGUUUCGAGCUUCAACACUAGUGCUUACGAUACUCGAGUGCGCGACUUUAUCAACCGCUUAGAGCCUGAGGUUCUGAACAAGACUUUCUCGUUCUUACAGACUACGUUCCAGACGCGUCGCUUCACAACCAGGGAUAAGAUUUAUCCUGACGUCUAUCGGCAGAGCUGUUUGACCAGUGUAGCAACGUUUGAUGAGGGACAAACCACUGGCGCCUUUGUAGAGGAUGUGGAUUUCUAUUAAGGCUCAAAACAAUUCAUUUCUACAAGUUAUUUCUUGCAGUUUCCUUCUUGGGAUUCUGAAAAAAUGCAGGCAAGAAAUGAAACGUUUUAUUGAGCUCUAAUUCUAUGUGUACAUUGACCUGCAAGGGAGCGGCUGUUCGGCGUCGAGUGGGACGCAAGCUUAUGCGGGACCAUGUGUCAAAGACCAGUGUGGGAGACCCAUGUUUGGGACGGUACGAUAAGUUUAUCUCAAGAGCUGGCGCAGCAUAGCUAGACUGUGUACUUACUUUGUGCGGAGUAUUAUAGAAGCGAAAAACUUUACGUGUAAGUAAACCUAAGCAGAGCUAGCAACUUUUCACCAAUUAUUAAACAAACUACAUAGGUCACCUUUUGCACGCAGACUUCGAGUAACCAGGACAACGGAGGUUAUACGCAAGUUGUGACGCAGCAAGCCAUGGACGAAGUGGUCUCAACCUCUGUACAUGAGGUCAUUCACGCCAUGUACUUCAGUAGCUCCUUUUACGCGUAUUACCGCAACGAUCAGGGCAAUUUGAGAAUUAGUGCUGCUUCUGUUAAGGCUUGAAAGCUUUGUUCCAUUUUUUCAGCCCACCUUCAUUUUCGAAGAGUUUGCAAGUAGAAACAAGGGAAGGCAUCGCGCUUGCAAGGAGAAACAAAAAUAAAGGGGAUCAUGAGAUAAAAGAUGGAUGGUGGUCGUGAGCUCUAAUCUUGCGAUCGACAGUGUCACAACUACGAGAUACAGCUGCUCUUCUAGCGGAGUAACUUGGAACGACAACAGCGGCGGUAGCAUUUGGACCCACGACCUCUUUGAUUCUGAUGACGGCUCUUUGCAAUUGUCAGGUCAUGGCGGACACACGACAGCCGAAUGCACGUGCCCAACCUCGAAUGCGGUGAAGACGAAUCCAAGUUCAUAUGCGGUGAAUGACUGGUCGACAUGCUUGACUACGUAUCAAACAGAUCCGAAGUGUUUAUUCGACUUUGUGACGCCGAAUACGAGGGAAACGGCGAGGCAGUUUUUCAACUGUUCGAGUUUGUUAUGACUGGAUAGUUUUCCGAUUUUCUUUGUUCUGUCAAUCUGCUGUCUAGUCCUGAGAAUUCAAUUGUAUGAGAGAGAGCUAGACAAGGAACUCGAACAACCAAAACCGCUUCUAACUCCCGCCGGCAUGCCUUUAGAAAACAGUGACACGGGUAGCUGCAGUCCUAUAGCGAGCCACUGGGAACAGAGGAUGCUACAUUGCGAAUUGAUGGUGGCUUCUGGAGGUUUAGGGUGUGAUUACACCUGGAUCGCUCCGAUGACACUAGCACUAGCCGAAGAUAGCGGGUGGUAUAAGGCUGACUACAGCCGUGCGACUAAGUUUAUACCGAAUUUGCAUUGGGGAUAUCAAAGAGGGUGCUCAUUCAUCACUGGACGUUGCGCUGAUAAUGGUGUGGCGGUACUAGGAUAAGGUUUUUUUGGCUCGUUCUUCUCGUCUGGAUCCUUAGCAUGUUUCUCUUCCUGCAGGUUUGAAUUUCUCUCUAACAGCUGAGGAGAAGAAGAUUAAGUUGUUUUGUCUUUUGUUUGCCAAGAAUGACUGCACACGACCAGCAACAAACUCACUCUCACAAAACAAACAGAAUUUUCCGGAGUUUUGCAACACUGCGAAUGAAGACCGACCUUCCGCUCGUGCCCUUUCCACCCUUCGAUGUGCCCUGUCGGUCUACGGAAGUGCUUUGCCAGCGAAGUUUCAAUAUUUUCCAAGUAACACAGCGCAAGGAGGUGACACAAGUUUGUUAGACUAUUGUCCUUUCCGGAGUACGACGAUUACUGGGAGCUUUUGUCAGGAUCUGAGCAAGUUCUACUUCACGACCACGGGCAGCGUGUCAGGGACGAGCUACUACUUGAACUAUUACCACCAGCUUCCUGGAAAUUCGAGCUACUCCUUCAUGAGCUCACUGAGAGCGGCGGUUCAUAUCUGUACUGUAAAAUAAAUCUUUGGAACUGAACUUUCUUGCUUCUACUUGCAUUAAAUACUGCAAGGUCUAAUAGGAGAUGUGCUUGAAUUUUCUUGCUUCUACUUGCAUUAAAUACCGCAACCAAGGUCUAAUAGGAGAUGUGCUUGAAUUAGAGUAGCGAAAGCGGUCUUUGGAAUCCUGAGAAUUGAGUUGGCCUCUGUAAGUAUCUAGCUGCAUGAAGACUUCGUAACUACAUUAUCCACGCAUUAUCAACAUCCCAUUCUCAACAGCCGGCUUCGGUACGUUUCCGGUCCCUUCCUCUACGACGGCGAUUCCUGUCUGCUACCACACCGUUUGCAACAGCAACGACUACAAUGCGACAGAGUACACGAUCUACGGCAUCUCUCCAGACAUCCUACAGCCACAACAGACCGGUUUCAACGACAAUUACCGUGGGGCACUUGCGCAACUCGGAAUAUGUCGAUUAGCUUCUUCUACUUCGGGAGAUCAAUUUGGUUCUUAUCCUGGAUACUCGGGGACGACAGCAGCUACAGAGAUGGUUGCGAACUCGAAUCUGUUGUCGACGAUGACAUCCUCGGGCUUUUCGAACACAAAUUUGGCUGGGAGUAUCGAGUGUCAGCCUGUCGACAUUGUUUGCAACUACGAGCGGUCACCGCAUGUGACUGGGGGUCAGCAUCCGGUAGAAAGCGAAUUCGAUAAGCGCGUGACGGCGUCGGGGGAGGUUCUGCCGGCAGCAUCGAGUAGUAUAGCGACGUCGUCUAGUAGUGACUCGUCGACGAGUAGUGCAACGUCUAGUAGCAACACUUCGAACGCGAGUAGUGUCAAUGGAACAUCCUCUGCGGCUAGCAAUACGACUCCAAAUACAUCAAACAUGACAACAGCUACAGGAGUUCCAUCAAAUGUCAAUACCACAACGACCACGACAACCACCACUACGACGUCUACAACGACUACAACGUCGACGACCAUUACCACCACGACCACAACAACAACGACGUUGUUUCUCUGUCCUGAGGGAUAUGAUUCGAGCGGGCGGUCGACAGGUAGCAACACGUCGAACGUCACGGAAAACAACAGCAGCAACAGGACGAAUUACACCGGUUGUGUUCAGUCAUAUGCAAGUGGUAUUAUGUCCUUGCUGGAUGAAGAUGACAUCGAUUUAACUGGUGUGAAUGUAACCAACGCUAGUAAUGCAACCAGGAAUGCUACAACUAGUAAUGUAACGAGCAACGAGACGAUCAUUGUGAACACCACAACCACAACCACGACGACCACCACCACCACGACGACCAGCACAACGACGGAAACAUCCACUACCACAACGGCAACGACGAUAGCAGAGGUUGUGAACACUACAACGACGUCAACCACGACAACGACCACGAGCACUACGACGACGACCAUGGACCCAGAUGUCACAACAACCACCACGACGACGUCACUGCUGUUCGGCAUAAGUAACGAAGAACUAGCUGCCAUUGACCCAGAAAAAACCGAAGGUUUCGCAGUGAAAGCGAGUGCACAAUUGAUAAUGACGAUUCCUCAAGGAACGACAGAGGACAAGAUGCUUGCGGAACUAGGAGGGCCUUUGAAGCAAGGUCUUAGUGCUUUUCUGGGCGUCAUACCUGCACUGAUAGAGAUUUUGUCGAUGAGGUUUGUAUCGUCUACUUCACGACGUCGGAUGUUGCAGGAGCUUCCAGAUGAUGAUAGUUCUGGAAGUGGUGGCGCGCCUUUGAGGAGGGAGGUAGGAGAAGAACUAGCACGACUAGGUGGAGUUGGAGACGAUACUAGUACUGGGAGGUCUUAUGGGGCAGAUGCGUCAUUAGAGCAGCAAGAUCGAGAUAGCGCGCCUAGUGGACGCUUGUUACAAGAGCAGGAUCCCGAAAGUAGACGCAAAAAUCGUGGUUCAAAGAUAGCUGAAGGAGCUGCUGGGGGAACUAGUGAGCCUCUGGUAUCGAGGAGGAUACCGAUACGAGCAGGAAUAGAGGCCACACGAAGUAAAGAAGCAGAUAGAAGAAAGACAUUUGCAGAAACGACAAGAAGGAAAGUACUACAUGGUUCUCCUUCUACAACACCUACGACCUCUAGGACAGUCCGCACCUUGUCCCACAACGUCCCCAAGCCAGUCGAGUUUGAGUAUCAGGUGAAGGGUUUUGCGUCUGCAGCAGCAGCGUCAGAGCGUGCACAGUCUUUUCAGCUAGACACAGCUGCUAAAUUGAAUAGUCUUCUGUCCAACGUAACAACUGCUGUAGCAGCUGACACUUCCCUAUCUGGCUACGCAAUCACGGAGGCACGCAAGAGUACGACCACUGGGUCUGGCCUUCCGUCUGUGGCAGUGCUGUUGAAACCGACUACAACAACAUUGCCACCACCUCCGCCGCCGCCACCAGAACCGGAGUGGGAACUUGUAGGAUUGAACUGGUGGCAGUUUUUGAUCGCUUGUGGCGUCGCAGCGAUAGUGGCUGUGCUCUUUGGAUGGCUGUUCUACAAAUUCGUGCUUCCAAGGUAAUUAUGAUUUUAAGAAUUUAUAGACUCAAUCCUCGGUAUACUUGCGGCGUAUCAAUCCGCACUCAGGGUCAGGGGUCAGGACAGACACCUAUCGUUCUUUUACAUCGAAGAACUAGAAAUGUUGAAGAAUCUACUUUAUCUUGUGCUCCUUCUGCUUCGUGUAUGUCCUAAAAAAAGAUGCAAACACCAACUUUCAACUUUGUAUGACUCUUCAGGUGUCUCCCCGACCCGUCUGCCUUCAAAGAUUUCGGUGACGAGAAGAAGGGUGGCAUGUUCAGCAACUUGGGUGGAAUGCUCACGAAUAUGUUCACUGGCAACUCUUCAGACGACGACUCUCUCCGUAAACGUGACAUAGAAGAGCAGGUAGAAGAAGAGUCGAGCAGCUACAUGUCUACGGAUCCGCAGUGGGACGGACCGAGUCCAAGGAAUAACAUCGACAAGUUGCGUAUCGACUCACCUAGGAUGAAGACGAUGCCAGGACACCCUAAGCAUCAUCAUUGGAACAAGAUUGCGCCGACGCCGCUGUUUCUUAUGACUGGGAAUAUGAUUCUAAUUAUCUUCCUGGUCAACUAAUGAUUCUAGUUGACGGGCGGGGACGUUCAGUUAUCUCUAGUUGUACAGGUACAGCGUACUGGAUUCGAAAGAGAAGACUACAACAUGCUCUAGUAGUAGUUGAUAGAGAAAAGGUGAGUUCUCCUCAUGUUCGCACUCCUCUAAUCUUCCAGAAGACACUGGACAUUACGAACCGCCAGCGGCAGGAGUGCCGCUGCACCCGGGUCCGCGGGAGAUGAGGUUGUUGAAGGACAGCAAUCGACCAGGUCAGGGAAAAUUCAGGAUCUAAUAGAGAUCCUGAUUUGGACAACUUGAAUUUCUGGUGCCUAAGCCUAUGCACCAGGUUUUUCUUUGUUGAUUUUCAUACUUUCUACUACUAGGUGUGCAUAGAAAAUGUAUAGUGCAUAUUGCGCAUGAGCGUGCUUGUGCUUGUCUAGUAACUAAGUAAUCAUUCUCAAGUAACACAAGAUAAUCAUGAGAUGAAGCUUGCCGCAUAAAAUGAAAUUAGCAAUCAUGAUACCCAUUCUGGGUAUGCAGAGAAGUACCAUGUUGUUCGUUCCUCUUAAGUUACUUAGAUUCAGAAGGAGAUAGACACUCUCAUUCUUAGAUAGAGGUUGUAGAAAAGCUAAGAACGUAACUCGAUUGCCAUCCAGCCAACAGCUAGAAGUAGAAAAGAGUGACUUGAGAUUCCCUUUGCUAUUGUUUUCAUUUGGAUUCGAGCUCGGUCUCCAAUCAGUGAUAGAGGUGAUACAUCAAGCAACAAGCAGUUUUCCGCGUCAUUGUGCUCUCGUCAGACGCAGAGAAUUCUCCUCGGUAAAAGGUUGUGACAGGGUAAAAGGUUGUGACAUCAUUAUUCCAGUUCCGUAUAUUUGCUAGAGUCGCAGCAGUAGCAGUAGUAUCGUUUGCGUAGUUGGAGCGCCUGGCCGUUGUGCUUCAGGCUUCCCGCGGGGUAAUUGAGUGGAGCUAUUGCGGGAAAUUGUAGACCCAGGGCCAGGCACCAAAAAUAAAAGUCGCUAGUGGCGGCGUGAAUGAAUGAAUGACUUCCCGCAGUCUCCCUUGAGCUUAUUAUCUCUUCCCCUCGACAUCACGUGGUUAUCAAGUGCGAACCCCUAUGAUCCCCAUUCCUAUAACCAUGCAUGUACGCACGCACACCAUGACCCUCUUUCAGAAUGCUCACGGAACCCCAUUACCCUCCUCUUGUCCCAUAACAGAUGGGACGAACAUGAUAUUUAUCGAAACCCGAGACCCAAUCAUGUGACAAAAAGUUUGUUGUACUUUGCC
Amoebophrya sp. A25 is the source of this 7332-nucleotide messenger RNA. NCBI's taxonomy places the organism in Eukaryota, Dinophyceae, Syndiniales, Amoebophryaceae. The record is from the annotation of a GenBank genome assembly.